Molecule: messenger RNA, 423 nt
Organism: Penicillium maclennaniae
Lineage: Eukaryota; Fungi; Ascomycota; Eurotiomycetes; Eurotiales; Aspergillaceae
Exons: 1
Coding region: 1-423 (140 amino acids)
Source: RefSeq, a predicted model, not a curated record
AUGGAGAAUGAGGGUCAAGAGGCACUUGAGGAGGAUGAAGCGCUGAAAACAAAUGAAGAGGAUGCUGCGCCGAUUAGCGACGAUGAAGAGGUGGAAGAAAGUGAAGAUGUCGAGGGCAAUAUUGAAUCCGAGGCGCCAUACCAAGGAGAACGUGUACUGACAGAGACUGACCGGCCUUCAAUGCACAACCAGACGUACGAUGUGGGAGCGGAAGAGGAGAUGAAGUGGAUGAAGAUGAUGAGGCAGAUUUGCUUCCACCUCCAAUCACACAAGUGGGUGGUAGAAGUCAGAAAAGAUCUUCUGGUAGGGUCACAAUGCCCUCAAGUCGACUGCACGGCUACGAGCUAUAUCAGUCUUGUAUAUCAUAAGCCCAUCUCAUUUUUCUUUGUCAAGAACAUUUGUCCUGAAUACUUGCAGCCGUAG